This is a messenger RNA of Exophiala xenobiotica, 2008 nucleotides long. RefSeq lists its product as uncharacterized. The record is from RefSeq and is a predicted model, not a curated record. Lineage: Eukaryota; Fungi; Ascomycota; Eurotiomycetes; Chaetothyriales; Herpotrichiellaceae. Gene Ontology annotation, cellular component: cytoplasm; mitochondrion. The coding region runs from base 113 to 1837 and encodes 574 amino acids. The transcript has 2 exons. Gene Ontology annotation, molecular function: ATP binding; ATP hydrolysis activity. Gene Ontology annotation, biological process: protein quality control for misfolded or incompletely synthesized proteins.
GAUUUAUCGCUCUUUCGUCAUGUACAGCCACGUUCCUAUUUUCUCUAGAGAUCAGAGCUCGUAUCGGAGUCUGUGAGCACUCUCACAUUGCUCGCGCUGGUUAUCAGUCAGCAUGAAGAAGGCUUCAGUGCGCCCGACCCGUCACGCCUACCUCAGAGCCCUUUUCUCCGAUGCCGCAGCUCAACCUUCACGAAGGACUGUAUGCACAGACUGCCUGAGAGUCCUGCGGCACCGGAGGAAGCACCUCGACUUCGCUCCCCGCCAGCUACAUACUCUGGGCCCACGACCAAAUGCGACGCACUUGCAGGGCGCAGUCCGGUUUGCCCAGUCAACCCAGAGAAGGCGCCUUGCGACGGUGACCGAUGUUGUCCAGCGUGGACCUCUCGAGGAAUACGAUGAGCGAGUACAAACAAGGAGGUUACGAGAUGACGAACACCAGAGAACGCUUAUCGAACAUUUGCAAGAUCUGCACGACACACUACGAGACUACACGCCUCCGAAAGUAAUACAUCCGGACGUCAAUGACCUCCAACCCGCAAAGAAAAGCCUGUUUGGGUCCUUGUUUGGCGCAGCGAAGAAGAAAAAGGCCAUUGGCGAAUUGCCAGAAGACCUUCCGAAAGGGCUAUACAUGUACGGCGAUGUCGGUUCGGGAAAGACCAUGCUCAUGGAUCUGUUCUACGAGACGCUGCCGUCGAACAUCACGUCCAAGACUCGGGUCCAUUUCCACAACUUCAUGCAAGACGUGCACAAGCGCCUGCACAAGAUUCGGAUGCAGUAUGGCAACGACUUCGACGCCGUCCCCUUCGUGGCGGCCGAUAUCGCCGAAACAGCCCAAGUCUUGUGUUUUGACGAGUUCCAAUGCACCGACGUCGCUGACGCCAUGAUCCUCCGGCGUCUGCUGGAAUCGUUGAUGUCUCACGGCGUGGUGCUGGUUACCACCUCCAAUCGGCACCCGGAUGACCUCUAUAAAAACGGCAUUCAACGCCAGUCGUUCAUUCCGUGUAUCAAUCUCCUCAAGAAGCAGCUCAAGGUCAUCAAUCUCGACUCGCAGACUGAUUACCGCAAACUGCCACGCCCGCCAUCAGGCGUGUACCACCACCCACUCGAUCGUGCAGCAGCGUCACACGCAAAGAAAUGGUUCAACUUCCUGGGAGAUCCGGAGAAUGACCCUCCGCACCCAGCGACCAUCACGGUCUGGGGUCGUGAAGUCGAAAUUCCCUUAGUAUCUGGACGCGCCGCGAUGUUCACGUUCCAUGACCUCAUUGGUCGAGCGACCGGAGCGGCCGACUACAUCGAGAUGAUGCGCAGCUUCGAUGCCUUCAUCGUGACAGACGUGCCGGGCAUGACGCACCGUGAACGAGACUGGGCCAGACGGUUCAUCACGUUUAUCGACGCCGUGUACGAGUCGCACGCGAAGUUGGUCCUGACUACGGCGGUGCCUUUGUCGCAAUUGUUCCUGAGCAAGACGGAACUGGACGAGUCACUGGAAAGCGUGACUAAAAAGGUCGACCGGGACGAUAAAUCAGCGGACUCGCACGAUAAGAAAGUCGUGGCGCGGGCGCAGGCCGCAGAUACGGAUGGUGAAGGUGCGGACGUGGACGACGUCAUGCGUAAUUUGAUGGAUGAUCUGGGCAUGAGUAUGAGCAUGCUCAAGCAGAGUAGUUUGUUCAGUGGAGACGAAGAGCGGUUUGCGUUUGCGCGAGCGCUCAGCCGGUUGAGUGAGAUGGGCAGUCAGGAGUGGGUCGAGCGUGGCAUGGGCCUGGAGAAGCGUGGUGGAUUGAAUGAGAAAGAGGGAUGGCUCAGGGUAAGGUCGAGAUGGAGGGAGGAUAGUCUGUGAAUACCUUAAGGUUGUGAUUUGGAAAAUAAGACCGAUGAGCAAGUCGCCAAAGAGGUGUGAGAUGCGUUCCGGGAUUGGGAGCAAAACUGGGAUUUUGUCCUGCAUUUAGCGUUCUAUGAGCGAUCAAGUACACUUGGUACAUCAAUCUUGAGAUUUCACUCUACACGAGUA